UUGUGAAGUGAGCUGCUGCUUGACAGUUUGUGGGCUGCGUUUGGUUUCGCGUGCUCAUUUUGUUCGUUCCUUGGUGGCAGGCAGCAGCAACCAUUCUUCGACAGCACCGGCAAUGACUUGCAGGUAACGAGCGGGAACGUGUUUAAACAAUGGAGCAUCCGACGAUCGUGGGGAACGCGGCCGGUGCCGCGGCUGAUACAUUCCAAGCUAUUGUAACGCACGUGGCGCCCGAACACCGAUGGCUUAAACUGUUUGUGCAGAGGAACCACGAAAUGAUGAAGCAUAUUGAAGCUUACCUCGAGGGCCUCGAGCCGGCGCUGUCGUCUAAGCCUGGAUUUAUGCAUCAGAGUCAGAUAGCGUUAGGAACGCCGUGUUUCGCGCGCUGCUCGAACAAGAAGUGGUACCGUGCCGUGGUGUCAUCCUGGCCGCGCCACAACGAGACCCUAGUCGAAGUGACGUUCAUAGACUACGGGAACUGUGAAGAGGUAUGCGUUGAUGACGUACGCCAGAGCCCAGACCCUAUUUUCAGGACACCGCACGGAGUUUACGAGUGCUUUCUCGACGAACUCGACUUGAGCCUUGCCACGCCGGAUGGCGCAGAGAAAGUUGUCGUAUUGUCAAAGGCCAAGCUUUUGAGCGUGGAGGUUACUGUCACAGUCCACAGGUACGAGCAGGUGCAGGUGAACUGCGUGAGGCCUGUCGUGUCCGUCACCAUGCCUGACGGGAGGAGCCUAGCGGACAUGCUUGCGCGUUCGGCGGCGUUUACGAACGCCAUGGUGCCGGCUAGCGCGAAGCCCGCCUUCACCAUACCCGACAUCAAACUAGGCGUACCUUACAGGGUAUACGUCGCGCACGUUGAAGCCAUAUGCGAUGUGUUCUUGCAUCUAGCGACCAGGGAUCCAGCGGCGUUUUCUGACAUGAUUCAGAACACGUACGCGGACGCUGUCCCACUCGACCCCGCGCUGGUACGGAGUGAAACGGUCUGUCUUGCACGUUUCACAGAGGAUUCUUUACUCUACCGCUCCCUUGUUGUCGACUGCUUCCACGGUAGCUGUAGGGUGGCCUUUGUCGACUACGGAAAUCGUGAAGUCAAGUCAACGUCAGACUUGUUGGUCAUCCCUCCUGAACUGCUCCAAGAGCCUGUCUUUGCAAUCCAUUGCAAUGCGUCUAGCACAGGGCUAGACAAGGAUACCUUCCUUGAAGUCACUGCAGAGCAAGAGCUGACAUGCACAUUUUCGCAGGGAGUGAUACCUGGCGUAUAUACCGUUAAGUUUGAGGCUCUGAAUGGCAACAAAGCACCUCCGGCAGUAAAUUAUGCUCCGUGUAAUGGGCUGCCAGUGACUGCCCUUCACACCCAGAUACAACGAUUGAGGCUUGACCCAGGCUGUCGGCACGUCAUGUACAUCACAUUUAUUGAGUCUACCGAAGUUCUCUAUGCACAGCUGAAAGAAAUGGCGGAUGAAAUUGAUCAGAUUUCGACGCAGCUGGAAGCAGAGUCCCCUUCACUUGCAAUGCUUUCGCCUGCAGAUAUCAUGCCCGGCUUGGCUGUGGCCUGCAGAUAUGAAGGAACGUGGUACAGGGCUGAAGUGAUCAAGCCAGGCUCGCAAGUGCAGGUCUGGAUUGCUGAUUAUGGGGACACUGCAACACUGGAUAUCUCUGAACUCCGACAGCUAGACCUUAAGUACACUCUGCAGCCUGCAUAUGCUACGAAGCUCACUUUGGAUGGAUUUACGUGUUUGCCGCAGGCUUCAAAAGAGAUAGAGCUGUUGCUGGCACAACGGCUUCUGGACAUUGAAGCAAAUGUUUCAAUUGUUGAUGUCCUUCCUGAUGGCACCCACUCUGUUCAAAUAUUCGUUGGGGACCCUCCAAAAUCAAUCAUCAAGGAAUUGAAUGCUGCAUUGGCAAGCACUCGUCAAGUGGGCUCAGCAAAGGCACAAUCUCCCAUUGUGUGUCCCGUGGAGAAACUCUUGGUCACUAAUGUUGCUCCCCCACAGAAGUUCUUUGGCCAGUUCAUGAAGAUCCCAGAGGGUGAUCUGGACGUCCUGCAGAAAGGACUCGGAGACUAUUACUCUGCAUCGUCGCCAAACCCGGCCUUCCUACCACAGCCUGGCGAUCACAUCUGUUGUCGAUUCUCUGAGGAUGGGCAGUUCUACAGAGCGAAAGUUGAAAAAGUUUCAGCCGACGGUUCACAGUGUGAUGUUUUGUACUUGGACUAUGGCAAUGAGGAGACCGUGAUGCUGCAGGAUGUGCGCCCUCUGGAACCACAGUUUGCCAUUCCUACUUUGUUUGGCAUACCUUGCCAGCUGCAGUCGGGGCAGGUCUCAGAUGACAUGAUCGACACAGAAGUGGAGGUACGCUUUCUGGCAUGCCACGGGGAUGUCCACAGUGUGGCAUUUACCAGCUCUGGGCAGAGUCUUCCAUCAAAAGGUGCCCCAGCAGUGGUGGCGCCUGCUCAGGGAUCAGCUCCGGCCAACAUGAACACAUUUGGUGGAGGGGAGGCCCCUGUCCAAGGCCUUUUACAGCUCCAGCUUGGACCCGGCAAGCAAGAGCAGGUCACAGUGGUCGUGGUGAAGUCACUGUCGGAGUUCUAUGGCCAGCUGACCAGAAAUGAUGGCCAACUCAGCAACGUGGACACUGUGCUGUCCAGUGUUGCCAGUGCGCAGCCUGGACUUUCACCAGCUAUUCGCAAAGUGGGCACUGCCUGUUGCGCCCUCUAUUCUGAAGAUGGCUGCUGGUAUAGAGGAAUCAUCCGGGAGCUGCACCUUGGAAGUGUCACCGUGUUCUUUGCCGACUAUGGUAACAGUGAGAACGUGGAGGACUCUUUUGUCAAGCAACUGCCGGACAGCCUGAGGUCUAUCCCAUGCCAGGCGGUGGCUUUCAGGCUGAGUGGUGCCAUUGCCAUGGACGCUGCUGCGGCAACGGCCAGGCUGGAUGAGAUUCUCGCAGAUCAGGAGGUGACCAUCAAGGUGCAUGGUUGUGGCCUUGACAAGGUCCAUGAUGUGGACGUCAUUCUCCCUACUGGAGUGAACGCUCGUGAUCAGCUGAUUCAGGAAGGACUCCUGCAGUGUUCGGGUGGCUUUGCUUGUCCUCCACAGCCUCCAGCGCCUUCUGUGCACGUGCCACCUCCACAGAUGUCUUCUCCGGAGCUGUACCACGUGGGCGGCUUCCAAUACCCGGCUCUGAUGGAAGGUGUUGCGGUGCCCGUUGAAGCUUGCUGGGUGUUGACGCCUGGCGAAGUCUUCGUUCAGCUUACAGAGACACAGGGUGCCCUUGAGCAACUCAUGAGUGAAAUGCAGGUAUACUAUGCCAGUCUUGGCGACGUGGUCAGCAGUGACAUUCGCCCAGGCCAGGCAUGCGUAGCCCAGUACCAAGAAGACGGGAAGUGGUACCGUGCCCGCGUGGUGCACGCGAAGGGCGGAUUGCUGGGCGUUCAGUAUGUCGACUACGGAAACUGCGAAGAAAUCCCCGAGGGCUCUGUGCGUCAGGAUCGCCGUGCAAAGAAGAUCCUGGCAAAGUAUGCAGAGCUGCCAGCACAGGCCAUUCGGUGUCGGAUCCGUUCAGUGGCUCCCCCACGUGGCCACUCGACAUGGCCAGAGCUGGUAGACCAAAAGCCACUGGAGCAGGCCUUUGAGGGUGUGUUCCUCUGCCGACCAGCCGCGCAGAAAGAUGGUGUCCACCUGGUCGACCUCGAACGCCAAGGUGGUGGGCCGUCCCUCGUCGAGACCUUGGUCGCUGCAGGGCUUGCUGCGGACGUGACCACCAUUCCCCGUGAGCUGGGAUCCAUGUCCGAGGCCAGCCAGAGCCAGAAGCAAACCCUAAGGGCUGUGAUUUCACCUGCCGAGUUUGUUUUUCAUCCGAAGCAGUAUGUUGACGUCAAGGUGACAGCCGUCAUGUCCAUGUCAGAAGUGUGGUGCUGCCUUGUGGAAUGUGUGGAACCCAUGGCCAAAGCUCUCCAGGAGGCUGGUGAUGCAGCACCAAAAUUGCGUAAUCCAGUGCCUGGCGAAGCCUGCGUGGCACGGCUGCCAGCAAAGAAUGAGGGUGCUGAAGGCGACGCGGUACUUACACCCUGGGCACGCGCCGUGGUGAGGUCACGCCCUUCGCCGGCCAAGUUGGAGCUGUUCUUUGUCGACGUGGGAGGCACCAGGGUGGUGCACCACACUGAGGUGAAACAAAUACCGCCAGAGUUGACUACCCAGCCCGGCUAUGCAUUCCAGUGUGUCCUCAGCUGCAGUUUUCCUGCCGAUGCCUCCGAACUGUCAGCAAAAAUACUGUACAAGGAGCUUGUGCUGCAGGUUGAACAGCAGCUGGAACCUGCGAAGGUGAUUGGGUCCCUGUUUGACACCUCCGGAGACAACGAAGUGAAUAUCUUGGACACCUUUGCACACCCACUACCAGAUAGUGCCCCAGCUCCAGAGGAAACUCCCAUCCUGGAAGAAACUCCCAUCCGGGACGAAAUGCCCAUUCCGGAAGAAAUUCCCAUCCCGGAAGAAACUCCUACCCCAGCAGAGCAAGUGCAGGAAAGCCAACCCGUGCUUGAAGACAGUGCUGUCGUGGCUGAUACAGCCCCUCCUGCUGUCAAAUCUGUACCUCCUGAGCGUGAAGUGACCAGCCUGCCUCCAGAGAGGAGUUCAGCUCCAGCUAGGACGUCGCCCCCUACAAUGACAUCUCGGCCACCUUUCUAUCGGGGCCCCAGCAGCCACACGAUUGUGCCAUGCUAUCCUCCACUUUCAAAAAUAUCUGGCAAGAUGGCAGCUUAUGUAAUGCACGCCGAAGAUCUCUCCUGCUUCUACGUCAUGCGCAAGGAACAAGAGCAUGCCCUGGAAGAUCUUGCCAUGCGGCUUGAAACUUACUAUGUCGAAACUCCCGAGCCCAUUGUGAAACCACUGCCCAAACUGCCUUGCGUGGUCUUCUACCCACAGGAUGAAUCCUGGUACCGUGCUAAGGUUGCAGGAGAUGGCCCGUGUGUGCAGUUCGUUGACUAUGGCAACACUGACAUAGUUCCUGAGGUUAGAGCCAUUGCUGCAGAGUUUCUCGAGGUGCCGCCGUUUUGCUACAAAUGCAAAUUGGAUGGGGCAAAAGACCUUGCCCAUGUUCCUGGCAUAUUCUGUGCGUUCAAAGAGAUGAUUGCAGAUGCAGAGCUAGAGCUCGAGGUGAUGACCUGGGGUCCAGAGGUCACUGUUAGGCUUUCUAGGGAAGGCCAGGAUAUCACUACAGCGCUCAAGAAUCGAUUUGUCUCUUCAGAACCUGUAGCAUUGAAAGUGGAUGCCCCAGAGGAGCCUGCUGUUUGCUUAGAGAGUGCACCUACCUCUGAGCCUUCUCCAACUGAUGCUAAGGAUCGUGAAGCUUGCACAGUGAGCCACGUUGAUAGCCUACGCUCAUUCUAUAUGUUGCACUCAACCAAGCUAGACGUUCUCAGCGACCUAGUAGACAAGCUGCAAGAAGUACUAGCUUCUAAUGCUCCCACCAUAAUUGACGCACCCGACAAUAGCACUCUCUAUGCUGCACUUUACUCCGAGGACAACCUCUGGUACAGGGCUAUGGUUGAAGGUCCUGCAGAAGAGGGUGGCUUCAAGGUUCGUUUUGUGGACUAUGGAAAUGCUGAGAUAGUGGAGUCUGUGGUGUCUCUGGACUCUGAAGAGUUGCGUGUUGAGCCAUUCUGCAUUGAAUGUCAGCUCGCUGAUGUCGGAGAUGCUGACGAUGUCAAUGCUAUUCAGAAAUUCAGAGAGCUUGUCCUGGACUCAGAUCUUUUGUUCGAAACAGUGAAGCCAGGAAAGCCGAUGACUGUUCGGCUUUUCACUUUAGACGGCGUCAGUCUGCAGUCCAAGCUCCCACUUCAGAGGAGGUACAGGACCCUGGAAGUUCCACUUCACCAGAAAGUUCAUGUCCACAUCAUCCAUGUUGAGUCGGCAACAAACUUCUUUGUUCACUUCAAUGACCGUCUGAAUGCCUUGGAGGCUCUGUUAAAACAGCUGCUUGAAGUUCCAGUAAAUGAAAACAUGCCAGCAGAUACGUCACUGCCUUGCAUGGUCUACUGGAUCGACGAUCUUCCGUACAGAAUUGCUGUUGUCGAGGACAAGAAUAACUCUGAACCCGGGGGCACAGCAAAAGCACUAGUCAAGUUUGUCGACUAUGGAAACACUGACACUGUGGAGCGAGCCGGAAUUUGCCAGCUUCCUGAUGCACUGCUGGCUGAACCCCUCUUUGCUGUCAAUUGCACCCUUGAUAUCCCUGAAGGGAAGUUGGGCCUGGAAGCAACUGAGAAGCUCAAGCUUCUGGCAGAUGCAGGGCCAGCCUCCUCACUAUUGGCUGAAUUCCUGGAAGAGAGGAAUGGCUGCUAUGUUGUUCGUCUUCUGGACAUGGGCAUGGAUGUCUUGGAGAAGUUGCAGGGGGCCGCGCGAGACGCCUCAGAAGGUGGCAGCGGAGAUGUCGCAGGUGAUGACUCUGUUUUUGAAGGACCUACCGAAGUACCUGAGGAUGUACCCGAGGCCCCUGCCAUUGAAGGAGCAGACAACAUGGACGAUCGCGCUCUCACGGAACUUUUGGCUGAACAUGUUGCUGAAGGAGGCAGUUCAGAUAACGCAUCUCUCACAGUGGCGGCCACCAGUUGCAGUACAGCUGAACAGGCUCUCGAGGAGACACAAGUUUCAGAAGCAGAAGCCAUCCCAGUACAUCAAGUUGUACUUGCCCAGUGCUUGGAGACUCAAAUCAGCCUAGAAGCUCUAGAAGACCAGGAGGCCAUGGGGCUUGCUAUAGGAGCUGAGUCUUUAGAGCAGGAAGGCCCACUAAAUGAAAUGCCAGAUGUUGUAGCUUUCAAGGAUACUCAGGGCAGUGGAGCCUAUGAAGACCUGCUUAAAGAGGAUGCACUUCAUGAACCAGAGUGCACUGGCUCAAGUGUGCUGGUAGAUUCUAAUAGAAACGUUUCAGAUGAAGCCAAAUUUGAUGGAGAAAACUUGCUAGUGCAUGACGGUGCCACACGCUCCAAUGUGCCUGCACCUCUGGACAGUGCAGUGGAUCGUUCAGCAACACUUCAAGACGUUGUGCUUCCAAAGGAAGCCACCGUUAGUGAUGAAGAUUCUCAAGCCAUUCUUGAUGGUGACAUGCUUCCAGAAGUACCUGAAUUUGGAGAAGAAGAUCUGUCGGUUCUAGCUGAGGACAGCACCCUGACGGAAGACAUGUGCGAGGCAACAGUCUUCGAAGGCACAGUGUCUAAGGACAAAGCAGACACAGAAGCUGCCAAGGAAGGUGGAUGGUCUUUACAUACGAUUGCCACAGACAUCGAUCAGAGUGCAGUUGUGCCGAUAAGUGUGUCAGUGCAGCCAGAAAAUGAUAUCACCGACUACGCCAUAGCCGAAAUAUCGGCAGGCUUGGCCACUGUCAAUGUGGCUGACGAGCAGUCUGCCUUGGCAGGGUCUGGUGAUAUGCACGUUGCCAAGGCACGGAGUGAGGAGGCGCAGCAGGAGAGUCCAGGGAGAGAAUCGGAUAGCUGCCACCAUAGCGCUGUGUCAGAAGUUGGCCCGACACCGAAAGGGAGCGAUGCACUUCCCUCAUCACGACAAGCGGACGCGGAUGACAGCUCUGCGAUGGGCGCAGCUGCCACUGUACCAACCACCAUCUCAAACAUCGGGGCAGGCGGGGAUGGAACACCAGCGGCUCCAAAUGGUUCCAUGGCACAGUCCAGUCCCAUCACGCCACGUCACUUCAGGAAGCGACUUAGCCUGGACGACUGCCCAAUUCCUGGCGCCUGCACCAACGCAGAACUGCUGGAAGUCGCCAGCGAGAAUGUGAACUGAGGACUAAGACAUUGACAGGUUGCUAGUGCAAGUGUGUGGCAGUUUGUGAAAGUGCCUGCCAAGAGGGCUUACAUUAUAGCUUUGCCUUUUGCCCUUCCUUCGUUGUCUAUUUUCAUCCUCAGCAUUCAGUUUUAUUCCAGCAUAUAAACCUUAUAAAUCCUUAUGAUAUAAUUAUUUAAAUUUUGAGCUGUUUCAUGAAGAAUUCUGGCAAGUGUGCGCUUAUGAAUGCACAUUUAAUACAUGUUCAGCUUCAUCACGCUAACCAGAAAUAUAUUUUUUUCAUUAUUGGCCCAUCAUUCAUUCCUACAUUCGUGUAUAUCGAAUCACAUUUUGCACUUCUUUUCCAUGUUGUGCAAUCUUUGUUCCCAGUUCAUAUGUUUGUGUGUAUAAGAUUUAUAGUGUGUUUUGUUUGCUGUUUGGAAAAAUAAAGAUAUAUUUUUCACUGA
Molecule: messenger RNA, 8236 nt
Organism: Dermacentor andersoni
Lineage: Eukaryota; Metazoa; Arthropoda; Arachnida; Ixodida; Ixodidae
Product: tudor domain-containing 6-like
Source: RefSeq, a predicted model, not a curated record